Microcebus murinus (gray mouse lemur) is the source of this 2464-nucleotide messenger RNA. The record is from RefSeq and is a predicted model, not a curated record. Lineage: Eukaryota; Metazoa; Chordata; Mammalia; Primates; Cheirogaleidae.
GUCAUUGGCAAUGAAGGAGCGGGUGGGGUGUCUGCAUUCAUUACUGGAUUAUAAGCAGUUCCAGUCCACAAUCGUGGACACUAACAGACAGGUUGCUCUGUGCCAGGCUCAGCUUUGUGCAUGAAUUAUCUCCUGUAACUGUCACCCUAACCCCACGAGGUGUAGGCACUUUUAGUUUUCACAUCUUUAAAGGUGAAGUAAGUGGCCAGUGUUCCACAUUACAAGUUUCUGGGUUCCAUGUCAGUGUCUGUUGUGGUUUUAGUGUUUCUUCAGUGCCUUAAUUGGAAUGUUCUGUUCCAACCUUUCUCUCAUUAUAUAUUGGCCUUUGGCUUUUAAAGUAGUGAUUUUCUUUUCUUUACAAAAAUUUGUUCUUAUUGUGGUAAAACGCAUAUAACAUAAAAUUUACCAUUUUAGCCAUUUUUAAAUAUAUAGUUCAGUGCUAGUAAGUACAUUCAUACUGUUGUACAGCCAUCACUGCCAUCAUCUCCAGAACUUUUUUCAUCUUCCCAAACUAAAACUCUACCCAUGAAAUGCUACCUCCCUGUUUCAUCCCCCCAGUGCCUGACCACCACCAUUCUGCUUUCUGUCUCUAUGAAUUUAACGACUGUGAGUACCUUAUAGGACAAAACUGCCAAAGCCAAGGUCCAGCAGGCUCCUGACGGAUCCCAGCAGACUCCAGAUGGCACACAGCUUCCGUCUGGACACCCCUUGCCUGCCACGAGCCAGGGCACUGCAAGCAAAUGCCCUUUCCUGGCAGCACAGAUGAGCCAGAGGGGCAGCAGUGUCUUCUGCAAAGCCAGUCUCGAGCUUCAGGAAGAUGUGCAGGAAAUGCAUGCUGUGAGGAAAGAGGUUGCCCAAACCUCAGUGAACCCCAGUGUGAUUAGCAUGGAGACUGACGGAGGGGAUACAAGUAAAUUGCCGAAGAAUUUCCAGGAUAUCAUGCGAAAACAAAGACCAGAAAGAGUGUCUCAUCUUCUUCAAGAUAACUUGCCAAAAUCUGUUUCCACUUUUCAGUAUGAUCGUUUCUUUGAGAAGAAGAUUGACGAGAAAAAAAAUGACCACACCUAUCGAGUCUUUAAAACUGUAAACCGGAGGGCGCACAUCUUCCCCAUGGCAGAUGACUAUUCAGACUCCCUCAUCACCAAAAAGCAGGUGUCAGUCUGGUGCAGUAAUGACUACCUAGGAAUGAGUCGGCACCCACGGGUGUGUGGCGCAGUUAUGGAUACUUUGAAACAACAUGGUGCUGGGGCAGGCGGUACUAGAAAUAUUUCAGGAACUAGUAAAUUCCACGUGGACCUGGAGCAGGAGCUGGCUGACCUUCAUGGGAAAGAUGCAGCACUCUUGUUUUCCUCAUGCUUUGUGGCCAAUGACUCGACCCUCUUCACCCUGGCCAAGAUGAUGCCAGGCUGUGAGAUUUACUCUGAUUCUGGGAACCAUGCCUCCAUGAUCCAAGGGAUUCGGAAUAGCAGAGUGCCAAAGUACAUCUUCCGUCACAAUGACGUCAGCCAUCUCAGAGAACUGCUGCAAAGAUCUGACCCUUCAGUCCCCAAGAUUGUUGCAUUUGAAACUGUCCACUCAAUGGAUGGGGCAGUGUGCCCACUGGAAGAGCUGUGUGAUGUGGCCCAUGAGUUUGGUGCAAUCACCUUCGUGGAUGAAGUCCAUGCGGUGGGGCUGUAUGGGGCUCGAGGUGGAGGGAUUGGCGAUCGGGAUGGAGUCAUGCCAAAAAUGGACAUCAUUUCUGGAACACUCGGCAAAGCCUUUGGCUGUGUUGGAGGAUACAUUGCCAGUACAAGUUCUCUGAUCGACACUGUACGGUCCUAUGCGGCUGGCUUCAUCUUUACCACCUCUCUGCCACCCAUGCUGCUAGCUGGAGCCUUGGAGUCUGUACGCAUCCUGAAGAGCGCCGAGGGGCGGGCACUUCGCCGCCAGCACCAGCGCAACGUCAAGCUCAUGAGGCAGAUGCUAAUGGAUGCUGGCCUUCCGGUCGUCCACUGCCCUAGUCACAUCAUCCCUGUGCGGGUUGCAGAUGCUGCUAAAAACACAGAAGUCUGUGAUGAACUAAUGAGCAGACAUAACAUCUAUGUCCAAGCAAUCAAUUACCCUACGGUGCCCCGUGGGGAAGAGCUCCUGCGGAUCGCCCCCACCCCUCACCAUACGCCACAGAUGAUGAACUACUUCCUUGAGAAUCUGCUGGUCACAUGGAAGCGAGUGGGGCUGGAACUGAAGCCACAUUCCUCAGCUGAGUGCAACUUCUGCAGGAGGCCGCUGCAUUUUGAAGUGAUGAGUGAAAGAGAGAAAUCCUAUUUCUCAGGCUUAAGCAAGUUGGUAUCUGCUCAGGCCUGAGUGUAACCUCAGUUUACCUAAUCGCAGGCAGUUAUCAUAUCUAGAUAGUCUCCAGAGUUGUCUUUAUAUGUGAAAUAAAUUAUAUUAAAUUUUAAUCUAUAGUAAAAACAUAGUCCUGAAA